GAUGCCGUCAUUGUCAGGAAUGAGAUGGACUGUUUUUUAUGUACUGCUGCUCUUCUUGAGGAGACAGGCAGCGUCCAGUAAAGAGAGACAAUGUUCUGUGGCUCGAGUGGGGGCUCUCCACCCAGUUGAGGCCCUGCUGGAGAAGUUUGAGGCGGGCCCGGGCUGCGCCGCCAGAGAGAGCGGGAGCAAGGAGACGCAUGUCAUCGCAGUGGGGAGAGGAACCAGCGGCACUGACAGCAUGGUCACAAUAUUAUUGAAGCCGUUGUCUCUAAGUUUGAGCAAGUCGGCGUCGAGAAAAAUUUAUUUACUCCUCAGCUCCAAGCAACCAAUCAGCUGGAGGCUGGAAGCUGAGAGACUGCCCCCUGACCUCCCUGUAAUCGUCAAGGUGUCCUCAAACUCCAGCGUACAGUCCCAAACUCUAAGUUUGCUCGUCCGGCCACUGCAUUGGCUCCCUUUCCGGCCGCGUGCGCUAUACCGCUGGGCUCUGAAACACCACGGUAACCUGUCCUCUCUGACACAUGUUACCCAUGGAAACAGAGUCUAUGUCCGUCUUGGAGAGGAUCUGACCCAGCCUCCUGUCUGCCAGUUGAAGUCAAUGUUCGUCUCCAACAACUACAUGACUUCAGACCUGCAACCGCAGGAAGUGCAGGGCUGCGGCCAUUCGGCAGCAAGUGGAAACGACCCAGAGGUUCACGUCAUCAAACUCCAUUCCGCAGGCUCGGGACUCUGCGGCUCACUGCAGGUGGAGGUGAUCGUCUCCCUGGUGGCCCCGUCGCCCGAUUCUUGGAGGCAAAAGGUGGUGCUGAUUCUGAGCAGUUCGGUGCCAGUCAACUGGGCCGUCGUUGCUCACGACGUCCGGGGUCAUAUCUUGAUUCACUCUUCUAACAGCGUUUCCCCUCCCUACCCUCCUGAGCCUGAACUGAGUCUGACGACCACACUCAUCCCCGACCUGUCCACCAUACCAGACCUGCUUGCGUGGGCCAAAGAGAACGGCUACCGCAACGUGACCUCUUACACCGAAGCCGAUCAGGCCAAUCGCUUUGUCAUCCAGCUGGUUGGGACCAAGGCAGCGAUGAAGGCCAUUGCUGAGAGGCCUGCGUGGGCUGAGGAGCGCCACCUGAGAGAGUGGCUCGCUGGUGGAGCGAGAGCCCGCCGAGGCCGAGACGGUUUCGCAGUGCAGUGUGAAGACGGACGCCUCAGCGUGGCAGUGGACCAACGCAUCCUACAGAGUUUUCCUGUGCCUGUUUCGGCCGUAACAUUGCGGGACCCAACAUGCCAGGCUCAGUCCAAUGGGAGUCAUUUCCUGUUAGUGUUCCCUGUCAUUUCCUGUGGGACUGAGGGACAACUCCUGGGACAGACUCAAGGGGUGCAGUACAAAAACACGGUGCUGUUAUGGAAAGAGCAGCCUGCUACCACAUUGUCAAACAAUGAGACUGAUUGGAUCUCCAGCAGUUCACUUGGAAUCCAAGCCCCCUGGGUUCCCGUGCCUGAUCCUGGACCGUUGCACUUUUCCUCACGCAGACUCAGAUCGGGCCCUUUGCUUCUUCUGAAGCUUUUCGUCACUGAGAGCUACAAACAGCGACGCGUUGGACCCUGCGUCAUCACUGCUGACCAGCGUGUUUAUGUCGAGAUUUCUGCCAAGGGCCCCUUCAUCGACGUCGCCGAGGUGAAGUCAUGUGUUGUUUCCCCUCUGUCGGACCCCAAAACCUCUUCGUUCUGGGCUGUCAUACGCAACAACUGUCUCGCAGACCCCUCUCUUACCUUUGCGCGUGCAAAAGUGGAGGGGGAGACCGAAGAUGCUGAUGAGCAGGAGGAAGAGCUGGAAGACAGACUUGAUGAUAAAAAAGGUUCCGAGGAGAUCAGCGAUGAGGAUGACGGCGUCUCCGUUGACGACAAAGGCAAACGCAAGGGGAGAGAAGAACCCUCGCGGAAGGACGCAGUGAUAAGGCCGUUACGAUUUAGUUUCAUCCUGCGACCAGUUUACAACGUCUCCAUGCAGUUUCUCCACUGCAGCCUUCACCUCUGCGUGUCCGACAAGACGACCAGGGAGCCCGCAAAGAAGAGAGUCAGAAAAGAAUGUCCGGAUGGUAAACGUAUCCCUCCGCUUGUGUCGAGGACACUUGGACAGCAGUGUGAGAUUCGAAACCUGUCCCGCCCCAUGGUGGUCACUCAGCCUGUGACCUCGCUGGCACGUAAAGCGCCGAAGUCCUCCACGGGCCUACGAACCAAGAGGCUGAGUGUCUCUCCUCUGGCCGUUCCCGCCUCGCCACAACAAAGAAGUUCUUCAUUGCAGACCGGUCCACUGAUUGGAAUCGCCUUGGCAGCCUUUGUAUUGGGUGUCAGUUUGAUGGCGGGGCUGUGGUACGUCUCCAGUUCCACAGUUUCCCGCCAGAUACCAUUUGAAGGAGAGGUUUACUCAACAGACCCGACACGUGGAGGUCACAGAGCGCGCGGCCCAUCUUCUCCGUCAGAUGAGUUGACCAGCUCGGUUUAAAGGUGAGAUAACUGGAUUUAAGAACCUGAGCCGUAUGUGGUCUACUUUUGAAAUCAGAAGCCAGCAAAUUGUUUGUUUAUUUUAAAGGGGGGGUGGAAACAAACAAACCUGACAAUAUCUCAUCUCAGUGGUGUUAAAAGUGACGAAGAAAUGGCAAAGAAACACAAAGUCGACACACAUGAUUUGCCCUUUGCGGGCCACAUCAAUAAUGUCAGCGGCCAGAUCGGGCCCCCCGGGGCCAUGACUUUUGACACCUGUGCUUCGUACAGUUAUUGUGAUUCAGGUCAGUUUUCACUCCAUUGCAACAUGGAUGCAUCUGUGUAAAUUCCAUUUCCUAAAUGGGACAGAGUACCAUACAGAUUGUCAAAACUUUGCCAUCAACGGUUACAGAAAAUGUGUCACCAUUGGUGAGCACCUGCAAAGUGUGAAGACCGUUUUUUUUGUUGUUGUUGUUGCUGAAUCUCUUUCUCAGUGUUUCCUCCAACAAACGGAACACAUGGUGGGCUGAGAGGAGUUCAGACAAAAUACUCUUGUAUGUGAAAUACUCUGAAAUUGCUGCCAAGGCAGAGCGUGACCUACGUGACCAACAUCCCUCCUGCUCAUUCCGUCGUUGUAUAAAUCCAGACUAGGUUUUUACAGCUGCUGCCUAUUUAAAACUGGAGGUAUAACCACGUGGGAUUAUGUAUUUGCAUCCUCAGAAAAUGAACUGGAGGCCAAAUCAGAGACGGCCUACACCACCACCAUUUUCCAAUAUCUGUGUUCUAGCAGGGAAUAUCCGUGACUUUUAGCUAUUGUCACCAGAAGAUCUCUGGUUGCAGACUGGCUCAUGUUCAUGUGCUACCGAACUGCCAUUCAGAGCAUCUUGUGUCACCAAAGUGUGGCUUCGCUGUUUCGCGGAUUCUUUUUUUUUUCGGUGCCAUUUUUUUUCCACGCAUUUUGUUCUGCGUCCUGAUUGUCGAAGGACUGAAGAUCAAUGUCAACAGUCUCCACGCCUCGUCUCUGUCCAGCUUGUCAAAUUUACGUUUGCAACAAAACAGGUUUUGAUCUUUGGUUUAAUCCUAUGGCACAGUAUUGUAUUGUGUAAUAAUCGUAAAAAAUAACGCUGAGUGUAACUGUCGCAAUUCCAUGUUCAUGGUAAUAUUAAAUUCAUGUGCCUCUCCGCAUGAUGGUGACGGUUUAGGUUAUUCUGCCCCCUGCUGUUAAAUUUGAGGAUUACAUUGAGUGGUGAAUGUUGAUUCGACGCGCGUCAUUUUGAGGAAAGAGACGCAAGCGUGAGCUGCAUUCGGCAAGGGCUUCGAUUUAUUCUAUUACUCCUAAAUUCCCGGUUAGAAGGCUAAACGGUAUGUGGCUAUGACUAAUGUGUGUGGGUUUUUUUUAAUGCUGUUGAGAUAUAUGUAAGGAUGUUGUACUUCAUAGUUUUUCACCCCAAAAUGGUGUUCAUCAGCUAUGGACGUGUGGACAAUAAAGGCUGUUGAACGUUG
Messenger RNA from Hippocampus comes (tiger tail seahorse), 3975 nucleotides. RefSeq names its product endoglin, like (gene engl). The transcript is spliced from 16 exons. The coding region runs from base 2 to 2494 and encodes 830 amino acids. Gene Ontology annotation, molecular function: type II transforming growth factor beta receptor binding; transforming growth factor beta binding; transforming growth factor beta receptor activity. Lineage: Eukaryota; Metazoa; Chordata; Actinopteri; Syngnathiformes; Syngnathidae. The record is from RefSeq and is a predicted model, not a curated record. Gene Ontology annotation, biological process: regulation of transforming growth factor beta receptor signaling pathway; transforming growth factor beta receptor signaling pathway; cell migration.